AUGUUGAUGGUUGAAACAGAAAAUGUUACGAUUAGACGUGCGCGAGCGCACUCCGAUACAAACCAAGAUGAUAGUGUCAACAGUCACACACUAGAUGGCACCAUGCAUAGCGUUCCUGGUAUAUCGGAGGAUGAAGAUGUUGAUAUCAUUAACGAACUAAGAGAACAGAUUGACGGCCUUACUACUAAACUGCUGAGCGCCAAUAACCAAAUAGACUCUUUAAUACUAGAAAAUAAAGCCCUAAAAAAGAUGACGAUAAUCUGA
This is a messenger RNA of Arctia plantaginis, 264 nucleotides long. The record is from the annotation of a GenBank genome assembly. Lineage: Eukaryota; Metazoa; Arthropoda; Insecta; Lepidoptera; Erebidae.